AUGUCCGCUCCAAAUGACGGCGGUUCGUCUCCUCGAUCUCAGGUCGGUAAUCUCUUGCAUGAUUUGUGUUCAGCCGAAAGUAUAAUCGCCUUUUUCUUGCUUUUCUCUGUGUUCCAACGGGAGUCUGGAUCAAUGUCACGAUUCCUUCUCGGCCAUUUGCCCAGUCGCCAAUGGCAGCAGCCAUUUAGUAGCGUCAUCCCAUCUUACUGGAAUUCCUCUGGUUGUUGUCUCAAAUGAUCCGAAAAAUCGGGGAAUAAGAUCUGGAGAGGAAAUAUGUAUCCAGGUGUAGCUCGAUUCAUACAUAGAUCUAGGUUUUUCCGUUUACAUUUAUCUAUAAAUCAUAAAGCUUUGAAGCUUCAUGGCUGAAAACCAGAAUUCUGGACCAUGAUCCAGAGAUCCGACCUUUCGAAAAAGGAAAUAGAGAUUCUCCAUUUCAAUCCACCCAAGGACGGAGAAUCUUCAUUUCCUUCUAGCAUCUACAGCUUUUCAUUUCAUGAAGAUCCAGGAGAUGAACUCUAUUAGAUCUUCAUCUCAACGCGGGUUUAUUAUUUCCUUUAUCAUCUUGACAUAGUUAGUCAACUCUCCCUGUUCGAGGUGCAGUUAUCGUCCCAUUUCCUGGGAGAACUCCUCGAUUCUAUAAUCGUGGACGUGGCGUCGGAGUGCCACCGCAUUGCGAGGCUGGGCCUCGAUCGGAACUUGGAGGAGGAGGAGGAAGAGCUGAGGCUGUCGAAGCAGGCCCGGGUGGCGGACCCAAGCAGCAGUGGAGGUGGCGCCGCCACCGGCGGCGGUGGCGGCGAGACGAACAGCAAGUACGUGGUCGACAUCUUCGGGCAGACCCACCCCGCCGUCGCCAACGAGAUCUUCGAGUGCAUGAACUGUAGCCGGUCGGUCAUCGCCGGCCGAUUCGCUCCUCACCUGGAGAAAUGCAUGGGAAAGGUAACAUUUAUCUUCCUUCCGCUCUUUGGAAUCCCGUUAUAAUUCUUGGCGGCGACCUCUAAAAGAUAGAUAGAGAGAGAGAGAGAGAGAGAGAGAGAGAGAGAGAGAGAGAGAGAGAGAGAGAGAGAGAGAGAGAGAGAGAGAGAGGAAAUCUAAGCGACUGUUCAUCGGUGCAUGCCCAGAUCGUCCCUUUUAUUGAAUUCUUCGAAGAACGGAUUCCAUUUUUAGUAUCCUGUGUCGUGGGUCGUGAUCUCUCUCUCUCUCUGCGCAUGAUAUGCUGCAGGGGAGGAAGGCUCGCCUGAAGACGACGAGGAGCAGCACGAUCACGCAGAGCCGGCAUUCCCGCGGCAGCCCUGUGACGGUGUACGCGCCACACGCGGGUGGCGGCGCCGCCGGGAGGGUCUCCAACGGCGGCGGGAUGGGGGCGGUGGAGUACCCGGAGUUGGGGUUCGAGGAGCCGUGA
Molecule: messenger RNA, 1399 nt
Organism: Spirodela intermedia
Lineage: Eukaryota; Viridiplantae; Streptophyta; Magnoliopsida; Alismatales; Araceae
Source: the annotation of a GenBank genome assembly